Racocetra fulgida is the source of this 960-nucleotide messenger RNA. The record is from the annotation of a GenBank genome assembly. NCBI's taxonomy places the organism in Eukaryota, Fungi, Glomeromycota, Glomeromycetes, Diversisporales, Gigasporaceae.
UUUUAUCAACAACAUGCUGAUAAGUUUGAUUAUGCUCACUUAAGAGAUGAUUUGUCACAAAAAUAUAAUGCAUGUAACGAUGCAUUAACUUUAUUAUCAGAAGAUGUUUUAUAUGAUAGAUUAAACCCAAAUCAGUUUUCAGCUCGAGUUGAAGAAAUUCAAAAAUCCAUUAAAGAUUUUUGUAUAACAUUUUAUACAAAUUGGAUACCUGAACUUGGAAAAUUAACUAUAUAUAAUGAUAUACUUGACAAUAUGAAUCAAAUUUUAGACAAUCUCAGAAAUAAUUUGUUAGAUUUAGACAAAGCAAAUGAAUUAUUGAUUGGGUCUGUCAAAAAUAAAAUAGAAAAUGAUUAUUCACAAAUUGUUGAAAAUUUCAAAAAUAUGCAGGAUUGUGGAUAUAAGGAAGAGUUUGAAAAGCUAAGACAAUUGUUAACUAAUUAUAGUAAUAUGACAAAUUUAAUCACGAAAUCAUUAGAAUAUCCUAGAAUGUUAUAUGAUUUGAAUCUUGAAUCUGAUAAAUUAAUUAAUCGAUUUAUAAAUGAUUGGAAUGGAAUUAAAGAAAAAAUUGGCGCCGAUUAUGACGAUGAUGAUGAGAUUUCUAAAGUUGACAAGUUUAUUGAUAACAAACUAAAAAAUAAUCAAAAUAAAUUUGCUGCAUUUGGUGCGCUAUCAGUUAACUGGAAUAAGUUUACUGAAAGAUUGGAAAGUAUUAAACAUAAGAUUCGUGAAAAAUUUUCAAUUUCACAAAAUAAUUGGAACUUCAAAACUGAAAAGUAUAAAGAAAAUAGCAACUGUUCAAAAUCUCUUGAAGAAGCUAAGCAGCUAUAUAUCACUAUUGAAAAUUGUUUUACAUUAGACUUUUUUGAGGGAGCCUUGAAAUUACAAUCUCUUGAAGUUAAUUUAGACAAAAUUUUAGCCUAUAUGGAAGAAUUAUAUAAUGUAGAAAUUAAACAAGAAGAA